UUUUUUUUUCGCAUUCUUUUUUUUUUUUUUUACACACUAAAACCUUUUCUUUCCAACAACAAGAAAGAAACCACCCACCUUACCAGACUUUUUCUUUUCUUUUCUUUCUGAACAAACGAAACAAUUUUUUUUUCUGUAAAAUAUAUAUAAUGUCAACCAAUCAAAUGAGUCACGAAAACGAUAACUGGAAGAGAACACUUUCACUUCCACCCAAAGACGCUAGACCACAAACAGAGGAUGUCACUGCAACAAAAGGAAACGAGUUUGAAGAUUACUUUUUAAAACGAGAAUUAUUGAUGGGUAUAUUCGAAGCAGGGUUUGAAAGACCUUCUCCUAUUCAAGAAGAAGCAAUUCCUAUUGCCUUAACAGGUCGCGAUAUUCUUGCCAGAGCAAAAAACGGUACGGGAAAAACUGCCGCGUUUGUGAUUCCAACACUUGAAAAGAUCAAUAGCAAAAAGGCCAAAAUACAGGCUCUAUUACUUGUGCCUACGCGUGAAUUAGCACUCCAAACUGCACAGGUAUGUAAGAAUUUAGGUAAACAUCUUGGUCUUCAAAUUAUGGUGACUACCGGUGGAACUACCCUCAAGGACGAUAUUAUGCGCCUAAGUGAGCCUGUGCAUUUGAUUGUUGGCACACCAGGUCGUAUAUUGGAUUUGGCAUCAAAAGGAAUAGCGGAUUUUAGAGAGGCCUCGACAUUUGUGAUGGAUGAGGCCGAUAAACUUUUAUCACCAGAAUUCACACCCAUUGUAGAGCAAUUGAUCAGCUUCUUUCCUAAAGAUAGACAAAUUAUGCUAUUCAGUGCUACUUUUCCUUUGAUUGUCAAGAACUUUAAAGACAAGUUCUUAGUAAAGCCUUAUGAAAUUAACUUGAUGGAUGAACUUACACUUCGUGGUGUCACUCAGUAUUAUGCUUAUGUAGAAGAGAAGCAGAAAGUGCAUUGUUUAAAUACUCUUUUUUCCAAGCUCCAAAUUAACCAGUCCAUCAUCUUUUGUAAUUCUACCAAUCGUGUAGAAUUAUUGGCUAAAAAGAUUACAGAAUUAGGCUAUUCAUGCUUUUACUCACAUGCAAAAAUGUUACAAAGCCAUCGUAACCGAGUCUUUCAUGAUUUCCGGAAUGGAGUUUGUCGUAACUUGGUGUGCUCUGAUUUACUGACGCGUGGUAUUGAUAUACAGGCGGUGAAUGUAGUUAUCAACUUUGAUUUUCCCAAGAACGCUGAGACGUAUCUACAUCGUAUCGGACGAUCAGGAAGAUUUGGUCAUUUAGGACUUGCAAUUAAUUUAAUUACAUACGAGGACAGAUUUAACUUAUACAAGAUCGAGCGUGAAUUGGGUACAGAGAUUCAACCUAUUCCACCCGUGAUUGAUAAACGCUUGUAUGUGGCUCCUAAUGCCUUGGAUGAUGCUCAAGUACAACAACCCGAUCGUCAACUUGCUUUGGCCACUCGUCAACAGCAACAGCAACAAAGUCACGACGAGCAACAGCAGUCUCAGUAUUACAGAUCAAACCGUACUGCUACCAGGCAAAAUGAUUGAAGAUCUACACCUCUGUCCACUAAUGCAAGAAACACGAUAAAACACGUCGCGUUGAUCUGCUGACAGUUUUUUUUUUUUUUAUUUUUUAUUUUUUUUUUUUUUUUAUAAGAAAGUAAUUUGUAUCAACA
This is a messenger RNA of Mucor mucedo, 1660 nucleotides long. RefSeq names its product eukaryotic translation initiation factor 4A-like protein. The coding region runs from base 150 to 1532 and encodes 460 amino acids. The transcript has 4 exons. The record is from RefSeq and is a predicted model, not a curated record. Gene Ontology annotation, molecular function: RNA helicase activity; ATP binding; mRNA binding. NCBI's taxonomy places the organism in Eukaryota, Fungi, Mucoromycota, Mucoromycetes, Mucorales, Mucoraceae. Gene Ontology annotation, biological process: P-body assembly; cytoplasmic stress granule assembly. Gene Ontology annotation, cellular component: P-body; cytoplasmic stress granule.